AUGAGCGCUCGUUCGACUUUCCCUUCGCUUUCUUGUGUGCAUGUGUGUGCCUAUGUUGACAAUUUCGCGAUGCUGAGAUGGUACGCCUGUGCAAGGCCAAAGCAGGCAGGAGGUCAGCUCGGCAAGAAAAUGGAAAGAUUACGGCCCUCUUUUCAGAGUGACAAAAUAGUGAGCCCAAUACGCGACCCUACCUCCGCGCAUGGUAGCGGAGCUGGUUCGGUAGGCCCCGACGCUCCAAGGGUGCGCGGGCCGAACCGCCACCCAUCAGCCGCCACGUCCGAGUGGUGGGGCUGGUGGGACUGGGACUCCGACUGGAGUUCCCAGGAGGAGGCUCCUUCCAGCCAGGCACCACAGGGUGCCAAGGGGAGCGGAGCCGCUGAAGCUCCAGCUCGACCGCGCCGCCCUCUCAUAGGCGAGCGCACAGAAGCCCCUAACCAAAACCGGGGCAGAACAGCCGAGCCCGAAAAGGGCAAAGGCAAAACCGGCCCGAGUGCGGGUCGCCCCGCCUCGGAGUCGGGGAGCCGAACCCCCCGCCGAGGGGAAAAGGGAGCAGGGAAGCCCACCAAGGGCAAGCCUGCCAAAGGAGCUGCGCAGCCCGCCAAGGGCAAGGCAGCCCAAGCUAAGGGAGCAGAGCAGCCCGCGAAGGGCAAGCCAGCUCCAGCAGGCAAGUCCGGAAAGGGAAAGCCUGCGGCCCAGGAGCCCGCGCAAGGGUCUGAGAAGAAGAAGAACCACCGAGGUGGUCGUUCCCAAGCGGCCCGCGCCACCCGCGAGGCCCGGCGCCGAGAGGCGCGAAAGAGAGGAGAGGGCCCGGGGACUGAUAUCCCAGAGCCGCGCACCGCGGAGGAAACUGAGGAAGGUGCCGGCCAGGUGAUUCAAAGCCCCAGCUCUGAGUCCUCCUUGGACACCGCGGCGGUGUUCCAGUCUUCACAGGCCCCGCGCCUGGAGAAGACACACCAGACUCCGAAGGAGAGCGGGAAGCCCGCAGCUUCCUCUUCUAGCGGGGCCGUCCCUGCUAAGAAAGAGGAGCCGGCAGAGCGGGUCGUCCCGCCUGCCUCCGCAGAGGCGGCCGCAGAGCCAGCCGAGGAGGCAAAACCAGAAGCCUCACCGAAGCCUGCGCCCAAGGCAGCCGAGGCAAAGGAGGAAAGCUCUGUGAGCCCCAGCUCCGAAGCUGGGCAAGAGCAAGCAGCCCCGGCGAGCAGAGCCGAAGGCCUUACCAAGAGGCGCUCCGGCAGCGAAGGCCCGACGGUGAAGGCGCCGCCGCCUCACCUUGGGCCACCGCCUCCACUCAAGGAGGAGCCGAGGCCGCACAGCCAGGGCCAGCAGAGCCCGAGGCUGCGGUACCUCCCGCGCCUCUGGGAGGAAGCUCCGGAACAGGAGCAAGAGCCCACCUCACCGGCCAACGACGGUGACCAAGUGGAGACAGAGGAGAGCUCCUCUGAGGGCCAAGGGCCAUCAGCCAGGCUAUCUUCGACGCGUCAAGAGAUGAGCCAGCAACCGGCUUAUCCACCCCCGCAGGGCGACCCCGUGGUCGAGGCCCUGCGCGGGGAAGUGGCAACCCUUAGGGGGUUACUGGAGAGCCAAGCGCAGCAGCUGCAGGCUGCGAUUGGCGAGCUUGCGGCCCAAAGACAGCAAACCCAGGGCCUUGCUGCAGCAGCCGCUCCGGCGGCACCCGCCCCUGCGCCUGCGCAGGCGAGCGGUGGAGGGCACUUGCUCAAGAGCAUGCGGCUCCCUGCCGCCUUUAAGGGGCGAGACGACUGGGAGCGCUUUGCCUUUCAGGCAGAGUCCUACCUGGCGGUCGUAGACACCAGGUACCCAGCAGAGCUGGAGGUGGCUCGAAAGUGCAAGGUGCCACUCCAGAUGACCGCCAUGACCGAAGAAGUGCGGACCAUGAGUGUCCGCCUCUUCGGCAUGCUGGGCAGCUGGACCCAGGACUCCGCCACAGCUGUAAAGCUGGCGCGCGGAGUGAAAGGCCAGAACGGGUUCGAGCUCUGGCGUCUCCUCUGGCAGGAGCACAACCCGGAGAACGAGUCCAAGAACCUCACCUGGAGGCGGACUCUGCUGAUGCCGAAAUUCCCGCCAAAGGAGAGCGACUUCUCCUUGGCUCUGCAGGAAUGGGAGGCAGAUGUGGACCGCUAUGCCUCCGAGUAUGGCGCAGGGCGCGCCCUAGCAGACGAAGAUCUGCGGGCAGUGCUGGUGACCGAGAGCCCCAACGCUCUCAGGCAGCACCUCGCUAUGCACGCGGCGAGUCUAAGGACUUAUGCCGAGGUGAGGGAGGUAGUGGUGAGCUACUUGCAAGCCAAAAGGGUUUGGACCCCGAGUGCGGGCUACGCCGCCUCUUCCCGAAGGGACCCUAACGCCAUGGACAUUGGCAGAAUAGGGGACCACGGAAAAGAAGGGAAGGGCAAAGGCGACCAAAAGGGCAAGAAGGGGGACAAGGACCACAAGAAGGGCAAGGGCGACCACGACAACAAAGGAAAGAAAGGGGACAAGAAGGGGAACCAGCAAGGAGGCAGAGACGGCAAGGAAAGAUGCCCAAUCUGCUGGAAAACGGGGCACACCGUAAAGGAGUGCUGGUUCAACGCCAAGGGAAAAGGCAAAGGCAACAAAGGCCAGGUGGCCCAAGUGGCCGACGACGCGGCCACAACGUUGUCAACAGCUUCCUUGGCGACUGCGGGCCCCUCCGCGUCCCAAGCUGGUGGAAGCACCGGUGGCUCUGGCGGCAAAGGCCAGGUGCGCCAGGUGCGCGACGACCGCAUCUUAGGUGUGCGGUUUGCCCCGCCUCACGACACCGAGCCAGAGGAAGAAAAGAUCCUCAAGGUGUCGGGGAGUCUUCUCGUGGACUCCGGGGCGUGUGUGUCCGUCUGCAGGCCCGAGGCGUUUCCCGACCUGCAGCCCGCGGGCCCACCAAGGAGCCUUUACUCGGUGGACAACAGCCGCCUGAAGACCAAGGGCCGUGUCCAGCCGAGCCUCCUCUUAGGGGAGGAGCGCCAGUCCUGCAAGGUCAACUUUGAGGUGACCGAGGACAUAGAGGACGAGAUCCUCAGCAUCAGCCGUGCUGUUGAGGCCGGUGCGGGCAUUUGGCUCCACCAAGAGGACAGCCACAUUUUGUGGCCAGACGGCGUCCGAGCCUCGAUCCUCAAAAGAGGGUCACAGUUCCUCCUACCCUACGAGCGGGAGCUCCCGCCGGGGUCAACAAACUGGGUGGCACCGGUGGCGCCAGAGCCACCAAGCCCAGGCCGAGACCUGGGGCACUACGAGUACAUCCCGGAACACGACCUCGAAGCUCGGGAGGAGCAGGCUGAGCAGCCUGACUCAAGGCCACGCGGCCUAAGGGCACCGCGCAACCCCACGGCGCAAGAACGCGCCGAGCACGAGCUCACUCACACGCCCUACCAGGCGUGGUGCGAGAAGACCCGCACCGCCGCCGUGAGCCCGCUGAUGAUGCCACUUGUCACCAUGGAUUAUCAGUUCUACAGCCGGGACGGGAAAGAAGUUGAGGAAGAAGCGUCGCUUGCCACGGUGCUGAACCUCACAGACAGAGCCACUGGCUGGACUCUGUCAAUUCCCGUGGCGCACAAAGGGCACAGAUACGCGGCCUACGCCGCGGGGCUUGUGGAGCAGUUCGUGGAUCGCCUGGGGUACGACAAGUUCACCCUGCAGGCCGACCAAGAGAAUGCUCUAGCCUCUGUGGCCCGUGCGGUCCACCGCCGGCUGGGAGCUGCUAGGGUUCGCACUUGGCUCUCGCGGCUAAGAGCGGACUACCCCGCCUUAGAGUGGGACACUUCGUCCAACCUGUUCCCGUGGCUGGUCAGGCACGUCGCCUGGUUGCAAGCCCGUUUCGGGACUAAGUCAACGGACGGGGUGACACCAUAUCGGGCAGCCACCGGCACCGACUAUGGUGGAGCACUUUGCUCCUUUGGGGAAACCGUGCUAGCCAAGCUCCCAAGGCCCGGGAACAAAGCGCAAGUGCGCUGGGUCAAAGGGGUCUGGACUGGCAAGCUGGAGCGCGACGACUCCCACGUGGUGCUAACCGAAGCGGAUUUGGCCGCGCAGCGCCAGCCGAUGAUGGUGCCCAUCCCUUUGGCCACGCCGGCCGAGGAGGUGGAGCGGCUAGAACCGCCCGGUGAGCCCUGGCUCUUUCACGACGACGAGGCCCUCCCAGUGGAAGGGGCCGAGCAGGCCAGCAGGCUACCGGACGCCAGCCCCACCGAGGAGCUGGCUAACGCCGACAUACCGGGCGAGCGGGACGCGUGGGUUGGGCAGGUGACAGACCUGCUAGACCGCAUGCUCGACCCCAAGCAGGUCGAGCAGGCACGCAAGGAGCAGCUGAGAAAGCUGUGGGACCGAGGCGCUUUCACGCCCGUGCUGCGGUCGGAAGUACCGCGCGGGGCCCGCUACAGCCCAGAGCAAGAAGCUGGCAUGGACGUUUUCGUCCCAACGCCAACGCCCGAGAGUCACUCCCUUUUGGAAGUAGCAGCGCUACACAAUGAAGGGUGGGUCACUAGGUCUUUGGAUAUAGUGGCAGCCUUUUUGAUCGGGAGGGACCGCGGUGCGGCGGAAGGCUGCCCGGUCUAUAUGCAUGCGCCCGUGGAGUGGCGCGAGCUCUUCGACCAGUGGGUCUUGGAGCAACCUGCAAAGGACCAACAGUGGUACCGAGACCACUUCCGGGACUUUGUGUUCAGGGUGGACGGCAACCUUUACGGCCGUAGAACGGCCGGGUCCGUCUACAGGGACGAGCUGGAGGAAGUCUUGACUGGCAAGCUCAGCAAGGAAUACGACUUCCAGCGAGGCGUGAAGGGCCCGUGCGUGUUCCUAGACCGCCGGUCCGGCUUGAUCCUUCUCCACCAUAUCGACGACAUUCGUGUCGCCGGGCCCAAGGCCGCAGUGCUGAAGUUCACCGAGGUGGAUCUCCCGGCACACUGCGAGAUAACGGUGGGAGAACUGGAGGAGCCGGGCACAGCGGUGGAGGACUCGAUCCUCACGCUGCCCGACAGCAAGCACGCAGAGAAUGUGUGCGAGCAGCUCGGCAUAGGACCCAAAGACAAAGGGGUCGUGCCGAGCAAGCCUCUGGACCUGUCAAGGUUCCGCAGUGCCGUCGGUAGUGCCAUCUACCUGUCGGCAGACCGGCGUGACAUACAGUUCGCCGUGAAAGAGCUGGCACGCAGAAUGCAAAACCCACGCAUCUGCGAUUGGCUCGCUGCGGAAACCCUCGCGCGAUACCUGCGGGCAACCCCGCGGUUUGGAAGAGUGGUUGUGCUGGACCCGGCGUCCAAGAGCACAGCCCUUCUGAACCUGGAGGUCUACUCAGACUCCGACUGGGCGGGGGAGGCCGUCUUCCUACGAGAACUUGCGGAGAAAGACUUCGCCCUGGCCUGCGGCUUGCCGCGGCUCUGGGCGGACUCCGCAGCUUCGAUCGGAGCCGCCAAGCGGAUAGGCCCAGGGUCUAAACUUAGACACCUGGAAGUCGCUGAAUUUUUCGUCCAAGGCGCGCUCAGAGCCAAACUUCUCGAACUGAGAAAAGUUAAGGGAACCGAGAAUCCGGCAAACUUCGCCACCAAGCACGCGAAGACUGGACCGGAGGUGCGGCAAUCCCUGCCCUCCAUGGGCAUGGUGGACCUCGACGCAGUCGCAGGUGCCGCCGAGGCUCUUGCCCAAAAGGGCACGAUCAAGACAAUCCAGGCAAGCCCCUGGAAAAUGAGUCCGCCGACCAAGCUUCCGAGCUCGGCGCUCAUGGCCACAAUUGUGGCACUGCAGGUUCGACCUGCAAAGGCCCAAGGGCACGACUUCGCUGAGCUGGUGCUCGGCUUCGCGGCCCUAGGCUUCCUGGCCUUCUUGUGGAUGUUUUGCAGGCCAGAAGCGCCAGAAGAGGCGCAAGCAGAAGCGCCGAACCAGGCGCAGGCAGAAGCGCCGAACCAGGCGCAAGCACAAGGAGGUGGGCAGCAGCCCAGGGGGGCUCAAGAGCCAGAGCCUGAGGGCGAGCGGACCCCGGGUCCGCCCCCUGCGGCACACGUGCCACCACCACCGCCGCCCGCAGCACCAAGGGCGGCGCUGGCGUAG
Molecule: messenger RNA, 6057 nt
Organism: Symbiodinium sp. CCMP2592
Lineage: Eukaryota; Dinophyceae; Suessiales; Symbiodiniaceae
Source: the annotation of a GenBank genome assembly